Messenger RNA from Anneissia japonica, 2382 nucleotides. RefSeq lists its product as uncharacterized. The transcript has 4 exons. Lineage: Eukaryota; Metazoa; Echinodermata; Crinoidea; Comatulida; Comatulidae. The record is from RefSeq and is a predicted model, not a curated record. The coding region runs from base 400 to 963 and encodes 187 amino acids.
GGCUGUUGUUGUCUUUUCAGUGACAAAUUAACAGUACAGUAUUAUAAACCAUCAAGUCACGCAGUGCUUUUGGUGCUGUGACAUGGCUGUUGUUGGCUUAUUAUCAGGGACAAAUUAACAGUACAGUAUUAUAAACCAUCAAGUUUUGGUGCUGUGACAUGGCUGUUGUUGGCUUAUUAUCAGUGACAAACAUCCUGUAUUCACAUUUAACUAAAUUCAUCAUACUGUAGAUCCUUGACCUCAAUUCACACUGUUUGCUGGUUGGAUUAAGAAGGUGAAACUCAAGUAAAUAUUACACAUACAUGGUGACAUAUUGAAGCAUUACGUUUUUCAAAAUUUUUGUUUGGUCUGCGACUUCAAGCUGCCAGUAUUAUUCAACAUAAUAUUUUGUCACCAACAAUGGAUGUGACCAUUACACACGAUAUUUUCUGUGACCCAGAAUGUCAAAAUAAUGGUACUUGUGUGCUUGGGAAGUGCUCCUGUCCACAGGGUUUCACUGGUUUAUCAUGUGAAGAUAUAAGUGAUGAUGGUUACGGUAACUUCUCAUCUCUUGCAGCUAUUAUCGGAGGUGUGUCAUUUAUAGCAAUCAUGGUUGUGUUAUCUUGUCUAGCUUUUGUCUCUCUUUUAAAAAAACCGCAAGAUAAUGAAAUAUAUGAUAGGCGAGCACAUGACUCGCGACUUGUGAGUGUAGCGGCAAUUGAUCCAUGUCCAUCUUUUGUUGAAGAAGAAGUGAUAGCACAAAGCGACAUUCCACCACGCUACAGUCAAGUCACAAUUUCAGUUGCUGACAGACAAAAAAUUGCAAAAACCUUUCGGUCCAUAGAGCAGUUUAAAGCACAGAAUGACAACACACCACCUUCGUAUGACUUGGUAGAACAUUGUGAUGAAAGCGGGAAAGAAGAAGAAUCAGACCAGCUUUUAAUUUGUAAAGAAGAAACAAAACAUUCAGAUAAAGAAAGUUGAAUGUAGUUGAUGAACUUGUUCACAUUAUAUUUCAUUUACUGUUUUUUUUUCGAGCCACCUAAUGAAGUUGGAAGGGGAGCAUAAUGUUCGUUCUGUGAGAUAUCUUGUUUUUUUAGGAGGAUUUCCUUUUCAGCUAUUUCAAUUUUUCUCUUUCCAGCAACAUUUUUUAAACAUUUUUCUCAAGAUUUCCUUUUCAAAUAGUCUUUGUUGUUGAGACCUGAAGUUCUUUCAUCUGUUUAAAUCUUUCAAUCCUGUAUCAUAUUGGUGCUGUACUAGUUUUUAAAUAUAAACUAUAUAUUUCUCUUUUAUUAGUACGUUUAAAUUGACUAGCAAGUUUAGACGUAUUCAUAUGAGUCACACCCUAACUCAUUUGUGAGUGAAGCCAUCUUUAUAUUUUGCCUGCUUCAAAAUGAUGGAAUACAUAGGUCAAUGUGUGAGUCUUGAUCUGUCCCAGAUUUCAAAACUUGACUCACAAUAGAGACAACUGUGACAUAUUCAUAGGUCAAUGUGUGAGUCUUGAUCUGUCCCAGAUUUCAAAACUUGACUCACAAUAGAGACAACUGUGACAUAUUCAUAGGUCAAUGUGUGAGUCUUGAUCUGUCCCAGAUUUCAAAACUUGACUCACAAUAGAGACAACUGUGACAUAUUCAUAGGUCAAUGUGUGAGUCUUGAUCUGUCCCAGAUUUCAAAACUUGACUCACAAUAGAGACAACUGUGACAUAUUCAUAGGUCAAUGUGUGAGUCUUGAUCUGUCCCAGAUUUCAAAACUUGACUCACAAUAGAGACAACUGUGACAUAUUCAUAGGUCAAUGUGUGAGUCUUGAUCUGUCCCAGAUUUCAAAACUUGACUCACAAUAGAGACAACUGUGACAUAUUCAUAGGUCAAUGUGUGAGUCUUGAUCUGUCCCAGAUUUCAAAACUUGACUCACAAUAGAGACAACUGUGACAUAUUCAUAGGUCAAUGUGUGAGUCUUGAUCUGUCCCAGAUUUCAAAACUUGACUCACAAUAGAGACAACUGUGACAUAUUCAUAGGUCAAUGUGUGAGUCUUGAUCUGUCCCAGAUUUCAAAACUUGACUCACAAUAGAGACAACUGUGACAUAUUCAUAGGUCAAUGUGUGAGUCUUGAUCUGUCCCAGAUUUCAAAACUUGACUCACAAUAGAGACAACUGUGACAUAUUCAUAGGUCAAUGUGUGAGUCUUGAUCUGUCCCAGAUUUCAAAACUUGACUCACAAUAGAGACAACUGUGACAUAUUCAUAGGUCAAUGUGUGAGUCUUGAUCUGUCCCAGAUUUCAAAACUUGACUCACAAUAGAGACAACUGUGACAUAUUCAUAGGUCAAUGUGUGAGUCUUGAUCUGUCCCAGAUUUCAAAACUUGACUCACAAUAGAGACAACUGUGACAUAUUCAUAGGUCAAU